Penicillium bovifimosum is the source of this 1857-nucleotide messenger RNA. Its product is annotated as sugar porter family MFS transporter. Gene Ontology annotation, cellular component: membrane. Bases 1 to 1857 code for a protein of 618 amino acids. Gene Ontology annotation, molecular function: myo-inositol:proton symporter activity. NCBI's taxonomy places the organism in Eukaryota, Fungi, Ascomycota, Eurotiomycetes, Eurotiales, Aspergillaceae. Gene Ontology annotation, biological process: transmembrane transport. The record is from RefSeq and is a predicted model, not a curated record. The transcript is spliced from 10 exons.
AUGGCGUCCAAGGACGCCAGUGUUGAGAAUGAAUCCGUCCCUGAGAAAAGGGAAACGGAGGUUAUUGAGGCAGCGAAUCCGGACGAAGCUCCCCGCCGCCAGGCGGCGGGGGUGAACAUCGUGCAAAACCCGUUGAUGCGCAGCUCCAAGGAGCAGGCGAUCAUCGAUGCACGAGCGUACGCUGAGUCGCACGGUAUGGCUGAGCAUGCGGACUUGUUCGGCCGAGCCGCGGUUGUUGCGCGAAGCCCCCAGGACUUCCUGUCGGCUCCCGAGCUGAGCGAAGAAGAGAUUGCUGCGCUUACAUAUGAGCGGGAUCAUAAAUGGCACGGUCCGAAGAUGCUCUGGUAUGCCAUUGCUCUGUGUGCUGUUGGAGCUGCAACCCAAGGCUGGGAUCAGACAGGUUCCAACGGAGCCAACUUGUCUUUCCCUACAGAGUUUGGAAUCGACGGCAAGAACAAAAGCGCAGCGGAGGCCGGCAGGGACGAGUGGAUUGUCGGCAUCGUCAAUUCUAUCAUCUUUUUGACCGCUGGUCUUAUUGGUCCUUUUAUUGUCGAUCCCCUUAACCAUUAUCUAGGCCGACGCGGCGAAAUCUUCCUUACUGCCCUCUGCCUUACUGCCACCCCGAUUGGUUCCGCGUUUGCAAAAUCCUGGCAAGGCUUGUUUGCUGCGCGUUUCGUAAUGGGUAUUGGCAUCGGUGCAAAGAACGCCACGGUCCCUAUUUACUCCGCGGAAAUGGCUCCGGCGAGAACUCGAGGUGCUCUGGUGAUGUUUUGGCAACUUUGGGUGGUGGCUGGUAUUUUCCUGGGCUUUGCAGCUAACGUAAUCGUGAAGGAUGUUCCUAAUAUCGCUUGGCGCCUCCAACUCGGGUCUGCCUGCAUUCCAUCCUUGGUGCUUGCCAUCGGCAUCUUCUUCUGUCCCGAGUCACCUCGCUGGCUCAUGAAGCACGGCCGGCAUGCGGAAGGAUAUAAAUCAAUGGCACGCCUGCGCGCUCACCCUAUCAUUGCCGCGAGAGACUUCUACUACUCGGUUGUCAUCUAUGAAGAGGAGCUUAAAGAGGCUCGUGGUGCAGGCUAUUUCUCCCGUAUGUGGGAUUGCUUUGCCGUCCCGAGGAUCAGACGCGCCAACUACGGUGCCUCUACUGUCAUGAUUGCCCAGCAAAUGUGCGGCAUCAACAUCAUUUCCUUCUACAGCUCCAGUAUCUUCUUGGACGCUGGAUACAAUUCUAAUCAGGCCUUGUAUGCAUCUCUUGGAUACGGCGCUGUCCAAGUUGUCUCUACCAUCCCCACACUGUUCCUGAUUGAUACUAAGGGCCGAAGAACCCUUACAUUGAUUACCUUCCCUUUGAUGUGUAUCUUUUUGCUUGCUGCCGGCCUUUCCCUGUUGAAUCCGACGACAGACAAAGGCCCCAAGAUUGGACCAGUUGUCUUAUUUGUGUAUCUAUUCACAAUCUGCUACUCCCUGGGCGAAGGGCCAGUCGCCUUCCAAUACUCAGCUGAGGUUUUCCCUACUAUUCAGCGUGAGCAAGGAAUGGCUUGGGCGGUCGUAGUCAACAACACUUUCGCUGGCAUUCUUAGUCUCACCUUCCCUCGGAUGAAGUCCGUCAUGACCCAAACGGGUGCUUUCGGGUUCUAUGCCGGUCUGAACCUCAUCGCUUGGUUCAUGAUUUUCUGCUUCGUCAGAGAGACCAAACAGCUCACUUUGGAAGAAUUGGAUCAGGUCUUCUCAGUUCCCACCAAGAAGUUCAUUCACCACGAGUUAACCGUCUGGCUUCCCUGGUGGAUCAAGAGCUACAUCUUCCGCCAGAAGAUCCCCAGACCUCCUGCAAUCAUUGCAACCGGCGAGGGAGUCGGAAAGUAA